UCGUUCAUACGCAGCUCUCCUGUCCACGUCGACGAUCCCGCUCGAUCGCUCCCCCGAUCCGGGUCCGAGCCGCGGAAAAACUCCGUCUGCGUCCGCCGAGUCGAAAACCGUUCGCGAAUUUUUUUGAAAAAAAUUUUUUUUUUUACACUCUCGUCGUAUACAAUUUUAUUAUACAUGUAGUUUUCGAAAAAAAUUUCGUCUACCUCCGAACCUGCCCGCGCGGCCAAAAGCGAUCGCGCGAUCUCGCGAAGUCCGGCGGGUCACUAUGAUCGGUCCGUCGCCGUCGCCGACGCUGUCGCUCGACCGGCCGGCGAAACGGUGCACACCGAUCGUCCGAACCAAACGGUAAACCGGCAACGACGAUAAUAUUAUAAUAUUAUUAUUGUAACACUGCCGCGGAAAUCACCGUCGCGAUCCGCACCUGACAUUCGUAUUAUAUCAUAUUAUAAUAUUUCACUCGUACGAUAUAUAUAGUAAUUUUUUUUUUUUUUUUUAUUUACAAUUCGUUCGCUCGAUCCGUGUAUUUAUCGCGUGUUAAACGUUCGUCUAAGAAUUUUUUCCGCGUCCGUUGUCCUAUAUAAUAUAUAGAGAUCGUCGGAAAUAUUAAUAAUCGCGUAUCCGCGGUACACCCGGCAAGAACGCGCUAAUAAUAUCGAGUAUCAUAUUAUUAUACCACCGUGUACCGGCAAUCUCAUACCGCACACCGGAGGCGAACCGCAGUGAUCGCCGACCGCGAAGAGCUCGCGCGCACGAGGAAAGGUCGGUAGGAGCCCACCGCCGCUGGCACGGACGGAGGGAAAACCGGCCAAAGGUCGACGGCAGGUCUAUCCGUGCAGACAUGGUGUGUGGCCGACGACGACGACGCCGCCGCUACGCACCUGAAUCCUCACCUGCUGCAUGAGUCGCGUUCAACCACUUACGUUAACAAAAAUAAUCCAGAGUGCUUUCGUUCUAUUAAUGGUGGUGUUGUGCGACAUUUGGAGGUGCGGCCCUGGCUAUGGAUUUGGGGUCCGACUGUACAACGAUUGCAGUAGUCGAAAUGUCAGGGUUGACUACCGGGGACGAGUUCUCGCCGACGACGAGACUUCGAAUCCAUUUCAAAACCUAACCGUCAAAUCCUUGGACUUCAGUAUUCGACUGUCGAUAUUCGCUGAGGAGUCGCAUCGGUAUUUGUGUUUCAACAACAAAUGGUCCCUUGUUGGUUCGAAACAUUUCCGCGGCCCGAAGUGUCUGUUCUACGAGGAGAUGCUGUCCACUGGGUACACACGGUACAAGUCGGUGGUCGACAAGUCACGGUACAUAGGUUUCAACCGGCGGGGCCGUCCAAUGAGGCGGCACGUGUUCCACACGGACCCGCUGAACCGAUGCCUAAACUUUCUCAAGCUGGACACCAAGUUUGACAUCGGCGACCACAAUCGCAAGGUGGCCGCUUCGUCGGGCAAGACCAUUGUCAUCGGCGGCAGUGGCGGAAGCGGAGGAAAGCGCAACGGCUCGUCCAAGAGACCGAUCGCGUCAGCCGGUGGCGGUUACAACAGAAAAUCGCUAACGACCUCCACGACGACCACCACGACCACCACCACGACCACCACCACCACCACCACAACGACCACUACACCACCACCACCACCACCUCCACCAUCACCGUCAACACAUCCUUCUUCUAAACCACCAGUCAAGCACAGUCGAAUUCGGUUCAGACACAACCGGCGCAACAGACACCGUCCCGAAGCCCUUCAAUCGUUAGAUCAAGACUAGAAUAGUAUUACAUUAUUUUACUAUUAUUAUUAUUAUUAUUAUUAUUAUGAUUUUUACUAUUAUUAUUAUUAUUAUUUAUCAUCAUCAUCAUCAUCGUUAUACUAUUCUCGAAACCAGGCUCGUAAAAAACUAAACAAUUAUUAUUACUAUUGUUAUUAAUAUCAUAUGAAUCCGCGAGGAAAUAGUAUACAAUGCCUAUAUUUAUUUUAAAUUUAAAACGGAACAAAUCCCAGAUAAAUAUACAGGUCAUAGGUUUUUUUUUUAUCUAUGAACACUCGACGAUAUCGCUGCGAUUUAAAGGUAGUUAAUACAAUAUUAUAAUAGGUUAACGAUCGCUUUGAGGGAUUUUCACGUACACCCUCUGAGACUUUUUUUCUUAAAAUUUUUUUUACCAUUGUUUACUUGUUGCGUACAAUAAUUAUUGCAACGAUUAAACGUUUCUUUAUUGUUUGAUUUUUAAACGUAUAGCGUCCAACUGCGUUGAUGCAGUCGACAGCACCACGUGCUCGUUAUAAUAAUAAUAUCUAAUACGCGUGAUGCAUUCAUUACCCGGAGAGAGGUAAACACAAUCUGUGCGCACGCGUAGCGACUGCGAAUUUUCCCGUUGCAUUUUCCGAACGGUCCAGUGUUUGUGGAACCUAUGUACAAUAGUUUAUAUUCGUAUGAAAUCGGAUCAUCCCACAUGAUAUUAUUAUAGGUACCGUUGUUGCUCCGGGAGCACGUCUGACAUUCCGUUGGGCAUGUUACCGACUCGCAUCGUUUUUUUUUAUAAUAAUUAUUAGUAAUAUUUAUUACUGCCCGAAGUAUGUGUUAUACUAUUAUUUCCACACCUCCCCUCCACGCGACGAUUGGCUCCUCGCGGUACGUGACAGGAAUUAUGGUGAAUAUCGCUGCUCGCGUGUUCUUACUAUUUUGUAACUGAGCGGGUAACGUCCAUGUACCAUUUUGUAGCCAUCGAAGCAUACUAAAGAGUCCAACGAUAUUAUUUGAAUUGCCACGGAGAACAUGUUCAGUAAUAUUGUUUAGUAUGAUAAUUCUAGUCAAUAUUUUCUUUUCAUAAUAUGAACUUUUAAUCCAUCGACAUCACAGUAUAAAAUUUAAGCGUAUAAUGACGCAACAUUGUGCAGAAUUUCAAAUACGUAGUGACGAUCGUCGGAUCGUGAUACUAAAAUAUUGAACUAGUGUUAUGAAAUAUAUUAGAUUAUAUUGUUUAGCGUACCUAGAGCCUAUAGGUGUUUAUAUUAUAAUGAACAAAACGUACUCAAUACCGAAAAGUAUUAAUAUUUCUAAUUUCUAAAAAAAAAAAAAUUUAAUAUUAAAAAGGCUAUAUGAGGAGAAAAUAAAAUAUAUGUAGCUCUUAAACAAUUUUUUUAUUACUUAAACUAAAUAUGGAUAAUUUAAUUUAAUUAUGAGUGUCUGUGCGGUAUUAUAUAGGUACACGCAUAAUGAUAAUAAAUUGUAAAAAACUGUGAGCAUGCAUCGUCAAUAUUAACAAAGUAACGAGUUUUAAAAUGUUUAUAAAACAUCAUUUUUCAGCUUUGAUAAAAUAUAAUAUUUUAUAGUCAACGUUUCAAUUGCACCUUAUGCAUGUACCUAUGUUUAUAUUAUAGUAACACUCCGUGUACAGUUUAGGCUAUAAGUUUAUUUUUGGUCCGUAACGUCUCGUUUUGACCAAACCACAGGUUGCCGAACUUUAGUAUAAUAAUAAAUAAUGUGUUCAUGUGUAAUAGCAACAAUAAUAAUGAUGAUAAUUGUUCUGGAAAAUUGAGAAUAAUAUAAGAUGAUGAUACUAAAUACAUAAUAUCAGUGUUAUACAGUGCAAAUCGUUUAUAAUGACGUUCGAGGGACCAGUAGUAGAUAUAGGUCGUAACAAACCGCCGUACAACCGGAUGGCAUAAUAUUAUGUAUAGAAGAGUUUUGCUCGGAGUCUCGGACACUCCAUUAUUUCACGGGACCUGACAAUAUUAUGACAAUAUUAUACAACCACGGUGUCUUUAUAAACGAUUUCUACUGUAUGAUAUAAUAUACCCAUACAGUAUACAUUUCAUCAGCAUAAACAAAUAAUAAUUAACAGGCCUGAAUUAGGAGAACCGACCGCGUUCGGAUGAUAUAUUGUUUAACGUAAGUAUAAAAAAAAAAAAAAUAUAUCGAAUAGCUAUCGAUAAAUCUCUAUGAGAUGAACGUUUUGAUUUUUAUUGUUUUUUUUUUUUGUCUCUCUCUUGUAAAUAUUGUCUAUAUAUAAUCACUAUGUACAUACACGGAACUGUACCAUUUUAGUUGCCUCCCCUCCCCGCCCCCAAAUUCCUUACAACCCCUUUUUAUUUAUUUAUUUAUUUUAUAUUUUUUUUUUCUUUUACAUAUAGAUACAUUUAAUAUAAUAUGUGACACCACCCCUACUACACAAUAAAUAAUUGUACGCUUUUUAUAUUCUGACUGUUCGGCGUCAGCGAACACCGUAUUACAGGUACACCUACUACCUUUAGAACAAUAUUAUUAUAAUAGCAAAAGUGUACGGCCACAUAAAAUGUCUUUUUCCAAAAAUAUUUAGCAGUAUUAAAAAUAUAACAUUGUAUAUAACUUAACUGUAUUUAGAUGAGCGUGUUGGCCGUGUGUGUCAUAAUCGAGUACGAAGCCGCACGCCCAAGUUUUGUAAUGUUCUAAAACGCUAGACGCGUUAACAGGUGCCAUAUUAUAAUAUAGUAUAUGUAAUAUUAUAUAUUUAUAAAAAUCCCAAGAUAAUUAUGUAUUUUUAUUUUCAUAACCCCCUCCCCUCUCCCAACAACCAUCAAAUUUAAUUUUUAUUUGAUUUGUGACCUAUAUAUAAUAUAUACAUAUAUAUAAUAUUAUAUAUGUAUAUACAUACACACUAAUUUUUAACAUCAUUAUUGUUACGAUUAUUAUGUUUUUUUUUUUUUUUAUAUAAUUCACCAGUACAAUGUGUUGUACAAAUGUACAAUACAAGCGAUUUAUAUUAAUUUUUUUUUUUUUCCAAUUGGAACUUUAUUAUUAGGUACUUCUCCCCCACCAGGCACAUCAUACUAUAUGGUAACAACCGUCGUCGUGUUAUUUUUAUUAUUAUAAAAACAAAACAUAUUAUUAUAAUUAUAAUUAUUAUUAUUAUUAUUAUUAGGUAGGACCUGAGCAGAUCGCCGCUCGCUAACAUGUAUUUUUUUUUU
Metopolophium dirhodum (rose-grain aphid) is the source of this 4931-nucleotide messenger RNA. Its product is annotated as merozoite surface protein 2-like. Gene Ontology annotation, biological process: positive regulation of protein phosphorylation; positive regulation of cell population proliferation; fibroblast growth factor receptor signaling pathway. Lineage: Eukaryota; Metazoa; Arthropoda; Insecta; Hemiptera; Aphididae. Bases 898 to 1755 code for a protein of 285 amino acids. The record is from RefSeq and is a predicted model, not a curated record. Gene Ontology annotation, molecular function: type 1 fibroblast growth factor receptor binding; growth factor activity; type 2 fibroblast growth factor receptor binding. Gene Ontology annotation, cellular component: cytoplasm. The transcript is spliced from 5 exons.